AUGGGAAACAAACAUUCUAAUAGAAAGAAACUUUAUGAAUCCGAUGAAAAAGACAUAGAAUCAACGAGUGAUCGAAUGAAUUUAGGGCAAAACGUUAUGAGAGAGAUAUGGCAAGGGAAUUUCUCAUCACCAAUUGAUGAUGUUUUAAAAAAGGGAGCGCGGGUUCUGGAUCAUGAUAUUUUGAAAGGAUUACCAUUUGAAGAUAACUCGUUUGAUUUCGUACGCGCACAGAUGUUGACAUUCGAUAUCGCAGAAUCUGAUUGGAAAAACAUUGUAUAUAAAGAAUUUUGCCGUGUUUUAAAGCCUGGUGGUUGGUUAGAAAUGGUUGAACUAGAAUUGACAUGGUAUAAUCCUGGGCCUCUCACAACUCAACUUUAUAAUUCUGGCAUUGACCCUUUGUUAACAAAGCGACAUAAAGAAUUAAUGUUAUCAAUGCCAAAUUUAACUCUUGUACAACAAGAAGAGAGAAUUUAUCCUCUUGGCUCAUGGGCAGGUAAAAUUGGAAUAUUAGCAGAAACAUUCAUAAACGACUCUUGUCGAAACGUUUUAUCAUGGGCCUUUCCUAAAAAGGAUAUUGAAAAAACGUUAAAUAAAAUGAGUGCGGAAAGCGAAACGUAUAGGUCCUAUCUUAUAACUUUUAGACUUUUCGCGAAAAAGACAUAA
Dentiscutata erythropus is the source of this 663-nucleotide messenger RNA. Lineage: Eukaryota; Fungi; Glomeromycota; Glomeromycetes; Diversisporales; Gigasporaceae. The record is from the annotation of a GenBank genome assembly.